AGGACCUUUCUCGUCCAUGGGAUUUAAAGCCAGAAGGUUCUGCCACCAAACACCAGGCACGGCCUUCCCACUGGGAAAGGACAGUCACCAGAGGGAAGAGUCCGAAAGGAAGGCUUGGAUCUCUCACCGAGAGCAUCCAGAGAGAAGAACGGGAACCUUGGAUCCUCAACGCCACCCUACAGAAAUGCCUCCUCAGCUGCAAAACGGCCUCAACUUCUCCGCCAAAGUCAUCCAGGGAACCCUGGAUAGCCUGCCGGCGGCCGUGAGAGAGUUUGUAGAGCACAAUGUCAAGUUGUGCCAGCCUGACCACAUCCACAUCUGCGAUGGGUCCGAGCAGGAGAACCGGAAGCUGCUGGACCAAAUGGAGGAACAGGGGACCAUCAAGAGGCUGAAGAAAUAUGACAACUGCUGGUUGGCUCUCACUGACCCCAGGGAUGUGGCCAGAAUUGAAAGCAAGACGGUCAUCAUUACCCAAGAGCAAAGAGAUACGGUGCCCAUCCCCAAAAGUGGCCAAAGCCAACUGGGUCGCUGGAUGUCUGAGGAGGACUUCGAGAAAGCGUUCAAUGCCCGAUUUCCAGGGUGCAUGAAAGGUCGCACCAUGUACGUCAUCCCAUUCAGCAUGGGACCCCUGGGCUCGCCUCUGUCCAAGAUUGGCAUCGAGCUGUCAGAUUCGCCCUACGUGGUGGCCAGCAUGCGUAUCAUGACAAGAAUGGGCACUCCGGUCCUGGAAGCUCUGGGGGACGGGGAAUUCAUCAGGUGCCUCCAUUCCGUGGGGUGCCCUCUGCCUUUAAAAAAGCCUUUGGUUAACAACUGGGCCUGUAACCCAGAGCUGACGCUCAUCGCCCACCUGCCCGACCGCAGAGAAAUCAUCUCCUUCGGGAGUGGGUACGGCGGGAACUCGCUCCUCGGGAAGAAGUGCUUUGCCCUCAGGAUUGCCAGCCGGCUGGCCAAGGAGGAGGGGUGGCUGGCAGAGCACAUGCUGAUUCUGGGCAUCACCAACCCCGAGGGCCAGAAGAAAUACUUCGCGGCAGCGUUCCCCAGCGCCUGCGGGAAGACCAACCUGGCUAUGAUGAACCCCACCCUCCCAGGGUGGAAGAUAGAGUGUGUGGGGGACGACAUCGCCUGGAUGAAAUUUGACCAACAAGGUAACUUAAGGGCUAUCAACCCAGAAAAUGGAUUUUUUGGUGUCGCCCCUGGGACCUCGGUGAAGACAAACCCCAAUGCCAUCAAGACCAUCCAGAAGAACACCAUCUUCACCAACGUGGCUGAGACCAGUGAUGGGGGCGUCUACUGGGAAGGCAUCGACCAGCCGCUGGCCUCGGGCAUCACGCUCACUUCCUGGAAGAACAAGGAGUGGACCCCCGAGGAUGGGGAACCGUGUGCCCACCCGAACUCGCGGUUCUGCACUCCUGCCAGCCAGUGCCCCAUCAUCGACCCCGCCUGGGAGGCCCCCGAGGGGGUGCCCAUAGAAGGCAUCAUCUUCGGAGGGCGCCGGCCUGCGGGUGUCCCUCUCGUCUACGAAGCGCUCAGCUGGCAGCAUGGAGUGUUUGUGGGGGCGGCCAUGAGAUCGGAGGCCACGGCGGCUGCCGAACACAAAGGCAAAGUCAUCAUGCAUGACCCCUUUGCCAUGCGGCCUUUCUUUGGCUACAACUUCGGCAAAUACCUGGCCCACUGGCUCAGCAUGGCCCAGCGCCCGGCGGCCAAGCUGCCCAAGAUCUUCCAUGUCAACUGGUUCCGGAAGGACAAGGAAGGCAAAUUCCUGUGGCCCGGGUUUGGAGAGAACUCCAGGGUGCUGGAGUGGAUGUUCAACCGGGUCAAUGGGAAAGGCAGCGCCAAGCUCACGGCCAUCGGCUACAUCCCUGAGGAGGGGGCCCUGAAUCUGAAAGACCUGGGGCACGUCAACAUGAAGGAGCUCUUUGAUAUCUCCAAGGAGUUCUGGGAAAAGGAGGUGGAGGACAUCCAGACGUACCUGGAGGAGCAAGUGAACUCCGACCUGCCCUACGAAAUCGAGAGAGAGCUCUUGGCUCUGAAGCAGAGAGUCAGCCAGAUGUAAUCAGGCCCGGAGCUUCACCCUUAAAAUCACCCCGUUUCUGAUCUGUGUCGAUGCACUUACUGGGAGCAAGAGAGAGUAGAAGUUUCCUGAACUGACACCACCUGCAGCCCCACGACGACCACACCCUUGAGCAGAUCUGAACGACACACUUUAAUUGUUAGAUAAGACCCCAGAGUACAGGCUAGUAACUAACAAGAUUAGGAGGGGAAAUCGCAGUAUGUCUCCAAAAUUCACGAUCCAGUGCACAUGUAUUCAAUCUUAAGGACACUCAGGCAUUUAGUCUUUUUGUUUUUUUCACUUUAGCUAUAUCAGUUAGCUGGAAUGCACAGAAAAAGUACUUGAGCUGUAUAUAUGAGUAUGUGUGUGUGUGUGUG
Rhinolophus ferrumequinum (greater horseshoe bat) is the source of this 2427-nucleotide messenger RNA. RefSeq names its product phosphoenolpyruvate carboxykinase 1 (gene PCK1). Gene Ontology annotation, biological process: cellular response to insulin stimulus; gluconeogenesis; cellular response to glucose stimulus. The record is from RefSeq and is a predicted model, not a curated record. Lineage: Eukaryota; Metazoa; Chordata; Mammalia; Chiroptera; Rhinolophidae. Gene Ontology annotation, cellular component: cytosol; mitochondrion. Gene Ontology annotation, molecular function: phosphoenolpyruvate carboxykinase (GTP) activity; GTP binding; manganese ion binding. The transcript is spliced from 10 exons. Bases 17 to 2053 code for a protein of 678 amino acids.